AUGAAUGAAUUAUACAAAAAUCGUUUCGAUACUGAUCAUUUACAUGAUACAGUAAUUUCUGAACUCCAAAAAAUCGAAUCAAUUCUCAACUCCUUAAAUCAAUUUGUUAGAGAUAAAUUCAAUGAAUAUCCUGAACUGAUUAGUUAUAUUCAAGAAUUGGAAGAUAUCCUAACUGGAUUGAUAAAACUUUAUAAUGAGUCGAAUAAAAUUACAAAUGAAGAUUUGGAACAUGCUUAUAAACAGUCGUCUGAUUUCCUAGCUGAAUUUCAAUCAGACACUACAUGUUUCGAUACGGAAGAAGUAGUUGAAAAGAUACCAUUAAAAAUUCAUACCGAAAUCGACGUUAAUAACAACGCUAACUGUAUUUCGAAUUUGAGCAGUAUUAAAACUACAACGCAACCGGAACUUCUUGGUAAGUAG
Schistosoma intercalatum is the source of this 420-nucleotide messenger RNA. NCBI's taxonomy places the organism in Eukaryota, Metazoa, Platyhelminthes, Trematoda, Strigeidida, Schistosomatidae. The record is from the annotation of a GenBank genome assembly.